Molecule: messenger RNA, 1598 nt
Organism: Vanessa tameamea
Lineage: Eukaryota; Metazoa; Arthropoda; Insecta; Lepidoptera; Nymphalidae
Gene: Dbp21E2
Product: DEAD box protein 21E2
Exons: 5
Coding region: 64-1545 (493 amino acids)
Molecular function (GO): RNA helicase activity; mRNA binding; ATP binding
Source: RefSeq, a predicted model, not a curated record
ACGACAUGGAAGUAGAUUUUUAACAAAAUUAAGUGUAAAUUAAUCAGAUAAACCUCUGUCGCUAUGUCUAAAUUACGGCAACUAUUAAAACUCUCCUAUUGUCGGUAUUAUAGUGCCCAGGCAAAGAAGAAGCUACCUAUUAUAUCUUGUAAACGAGCUGAGUUUAAUCAUUACGAGGGCCAAAGUUAUAGCAAGUUUGAAGGUGUAAAACUCGCUUCACAGGGCUGGUUGAAUGCAAAAUCAAAAAAUGAUUAUUUUAUUAUUUAUGGAAAUGCUAAUAAAAAAGAAGAAAAAGAGGUUUAUAAGAAGAGUUUCGAAGAGAUUGGACUUUGUGAAGAAUUAAAAGAGGUUAUGUUACACUUAGGUUACUCUUUACCUACCGCUAUUCAGGCUAAGUCGUUUCCCUCUAUUAUGCAAGGGUAUAACACAGUAAUGACGGCUGAAACAGGCUGUGGGAAGACUCUGGCGUACUUGUUACCGGUUCUACAACAUAUAAUGGAAUGGAAGGCUCAUGUUCCGGAAGAGUUUAAUAGUCCUAUGGCUGUGGUUAUAACACCCAGUAGAGAAUUAGCAACACAAAUAGGAGAAGUGGCUCAAAAGUUAACAGAGAAUUUGAACAUAAAUGUCUCAACACUCAUUGGUGGCAAAACAAAAAAAAAGUUGCUAGAUCCUCCGGUGGAGUACUGUGAUCUACUUGUAACCACACUUGGUGCUUAUAGCAAGCUGGUUACGACUGGUAUUUUCAAAGUACACAAUGUACACCAUAUUAUUCUGGAUGAAGCAGAUACAUUGUUAGAUGAUAGCUUUAUUGAUAAAUUGGCUAACUUGAUGAAAAAAUUUGCAAUUCAGUUUAAAGUGGAAAUUAAGACACCUCCAAAAGGAUGUCAAGUAACAUUGGUUAGUGCCACUCUGCCCCAUGAACUACCGGAAGCAGUCAACUCCUUCAUGGACCCUCAGUCACUACGCACUGUAACUACUAGUAAUAUACACAAGUUAUUACCACAUGUGCCCCAUAAAUUUUUUCGACUUGGCAAGGCUCAGAAGCCAAUGGAACUUUUAAAGUUAGUACAAACAGAUGUUAAUUUAAAACGACCUGUCAUGAUAUUCUCAAACAAAACGUCGACGUGCGAUUUCGUUUCCAUGUUUCUUAAUGAGAAUAAUGUCGAAUGCAUAAACAUUAAUGGUCAAAUGGCGGUACCGUUGAAGCAGGGACAGCUCGACUUGUAUAAAAAUGGCCAAGUGAAUGUUUUAUCGUGUACAGAUAUUGCAUCACGUGGUCUCGAUAUAUUAAGGACACGUCACAUAAUAAAUUACGACUUUCCUCUAUACACUGCGGAUUACAUACAUCGCUGUGGGAGAACUGGCAGGCUCGGCUCUGACGUCGACUGUUACGUUACAAACUUCAUAGCUUGGCCAAGGGAGAUACAAGUCGUACAGAAAAUCGAGAUGUCUGUCAGGAGAAACAAUGAACUACCAAACGUCAAUGCGAAUAUUAGACGGCAAAUUGAAGCUAGGAUAGCAAAUAUGGCCUCGAAAGGCCUUUAGUAAAUAAUAUGACAUUGUUUAGUCGUCAGUUGUAAUAUACGUCUACACAUAAA